AACUGCCCCACCCUGCCCGUGGUUUACAGGGUCAGCUGUGGCUGCAUACUAGAGUUUUCACACAGUGCGCCGCAGCCAUGCAACGCAAUCACAAAGAACACUUGUACAAAAUCCUAGUUAUCGGCGACUUAGGCGUGGGUAAAACCAGCAUCAUUAAGCGCUAUGUUCAUCAGACCUACUCGAACAACUACAGAGCCACUAUAGGAGUGGACUUCGCCCUCAAAGUUCUCAACUGGGACUCGGAGACUGUGAGACUGCAGCUCUGGGACAUAGCAGGUCAGGAACGCUUUGGGAACAUGACACGGGUUUACUACAGAGAGGCCAUGGGGGCGUUCAUUGUUUUCGAUGUCACCAGACCUGCAACAUUUGAAGCAGUCACCAAAUGGAAGGAGGACCUGGACUCAAAGCUGACACUUGCCAAUGGCAAGAGCAUUACUACAGUGCUUCUAGCCAACAAGUGUGACCAAAGCAAAGACAUUCUGGUCAAUAAUGGUCUGAAGAUGGACCAGUUCUGCCAAGAAAACGAAUUUGUAGGAUGGUUUGAAACGUCAGCCAAGGAAAAUCUAAACAUCAACGAAGCUGCAAAUUUCCUGGUCAAGCACAUCAUUGCCAGCGAGAAUGAUAUUCUCAAAUCAGCAGUUCCAGAUACCAUUUCACCUCAACUGACCACAAACACAAAGAUGAGCUGUUCUGCAUGUUUUAAACCCUAACAUCUGGCCAGGAGGUGGAUUCAGGCUUAGCAGCCGAGAAGAACACUUCCACUAAAUCUAUAACCAUAAGACCUAAGCAAGACUUCAAAGAUUGACGUGUGUGAAUGUAACACAGGUACAUAUAUAGGUACUUUGUAAGGUUGCAGUUAUUUAUGUGCAACACAAGUCUGGAAUGCACAGUUUUCAGGUUAAGUUUGAUUCCAGAUGAAGGAAUUUUUAGAAUUGAGACUAUGUAGAUUACAUGCAAAAAAAUUUCAGACAAACUUUCAUCUUUAUGGUGCAUGAAAUGAAAACCUACACACACUGCCUCUGUGUCUCUGUAGCUCUUUCCAUCUAUUUUCUGCAUUCUCCCAUCUCUGUUUCUCAUUCUCACUCUUUCUCCAUGCUCUUCAGUGAUUCACUUUCUGACUCACUGCCAUUAUAUAAAGCUCCCAUGAAGCCCCUCUUCAGCACACACUUUGUUCACAUCUUUAAACAUGGUUAUUGAUCUAAGUUCCUUUCUGUUCCACUGCCUGCUGAGAGCAAACCUCUUGCACUUUCACAUCGUACUAGUCUAUUGUCGUCUAUGUGGGAAGUAUUACAUAAUUUAAAAACACUUUAUCCCAAGUAUUAUAUACAUUUUUUUAAAGCAGACAUGUAUAUAAAUAUAAACUCUUUUGUAUUUGGAUAAUAAUAAUAACAAAAAUGUUUAUUGCUAUUGCAUAAAUGUAUUGUGUUUCUGAGUUAAAAUGGAAGAAAUCUGUUUUGAGUAAAUCUUCUCUAUUUGUCUCAUUAACAAUACUACUGUUUUAAAUUGAGAAACCCUAUGCAGUAUUAUAAUUAACUCUGGUUAGGUUUUUGUAUGUAAAUAUAAUCAUGUAAAUGCAAUUACUUAGUUUUCUUGGACUUUUUUCUACACCUUUUAGCAAUAGAGUAUCCAUUAUUAUUUAUCAUGUACUAUUAUGUAUUCCUGAUAUAGAUUUUAAUGAAAGUGACGACAAGCACACAACUAAUUAUUUUGUUGGACAAACAACAAUUGUUCUAAUAUACUGACUAUAGAUUUAGUUCUAAAUGUUUCAUUGAUAUUUGUAUGGAUUGAAGCACAGACACAGUAAUGUAUGUUCAAAUUAAACUAAAUAUGUUUUUCACUAUCUGGGAAAAAUUCUUGAGGAGAAUAAAAGCAAUAGUUCCUGUCAAUGGGAAGAGUACAUGAUAGAAUGUUGGUGAAAUUGCAGUGCAUUUUAGCAUAUUACUCAUAUUCAACCCAAGUCCUCUGGUAUCACCAUGACAACUGCUGAGCACAGAAGUAUAAAAGCUCAUUCGAUGAAGUUUGCAGCUCCUGCAACAUCCGCAUGAUUAAUAUUCUGCAAACCUGUGCAUGUUGUUGCUCAUGUUGGUUUCAUUAGUACCCUGGAAUUAAAAAAAAAAAAAAAAAAAAAGAUCAGAGUGAGAUAUUGACUAAAUUAAAAAAAUGCAUGACAGGAAAUAUUGUUAGUACAAUUCACAUACUGUAUAGGUGAUUUAUAAUUACUUGCUUGUGUUAGAAGACAUAUUUAACUACAUAAGCACUUGGGUUAUAUCCUUCUUUA
Molecule: messenger RNA, 2278 nt
Organism: Tachysurus fulvidraco (yellow catfish)
Lineage: Eukaryota; Metazoa; Chordata; Actinopteri; Siluriformes; Bagridae
Gene: rab38b
Product: RAB38b, member of RAS oncogene family
Exons: 3
Coding region: 78-710 (210 amino acids)
Biological process (GO): phagosome-lysosome fusion; endosome to lysosome transport
Cellular component (GO): Golgi apparatus; late endosome; trans-Golgi network
Molecular function (GO): GTP binding; GTPase activity
Source: RefSeq, a predicted model, not a curated record